Messenger RNA from Rubroshorea leprosula, 1301 nucleotides. Lineage: Eukaryota; Viridiplantae; Streptophyta; Magnoliopsida; Malvales; Dipterocarpaceae. The record is from the annotation of a GenBank genome assembly.
CACGAGUCUCUCUCUAUAUUUCGUCAGCAUUUACGGUAUUGGUUACCAUAGUCUCUUCUAUCUCUAUCGAUCUGAAAAAGAGGAACAGUCCCAGGUCAUGGCGGGGAUGUAUGGUCAAGACGUUGGGGACGGUGCUCCGCCGUCAUACGGUGUUGGUGGUGGAGGAUACGAAGGCAGCGGUGGCGGGGGCUACGGAGCUUAUGGAGGCGGAGGCGGGGGCGGGGGUGGUUCUGGUGGUGGUCGCGGUGGAGGUCAUGGAGGCCGUGGCGGCGGGAGAGGAGGUAGCGGAGGAUACGGCGGAAAUUCUCAAAAUCGAGGUGGUGGAGGGUAUCAGGGCGGAGAUCGCAGCGGUGGCAGAGGCGGAAGAGGCGGGGGACGCGGUGGAAGUGGCAGAGAUGGCGAUUGGCUUUGCCCUAACCCUAGUUGUGGGAACAUGAACUUUGCAAGAAGAGUCGAGUGUAACAAAUGUGGUGCACCUUUUCCUACGGGCGCUGGUGAUCGUGGUGGUGGUGGUGGUUAUAACAGGGGAGGAAGUGGUGGGGGGCAUGGUGGUGGUACUCGGGGUGGUAGGGGAGAUGGGGGUAGAGGUAGCAGAUAUGAUAGUGGCAGAAAUAACAAUUAUGAUGGAGGUAGAGGUGGUAACUAUGAUGAUAGAAGUGGAGGCAGAUCUUAUGGAGGCAGUCAAGGAAGAGAAGAUGGGGGAUAUGGUCAAGUUCCUCCUCCUGCACCUCCAUCAUAUGGUGGUGCUGGUGGUAGCAAUUAUCCACCUGCUUCUAAUGCUUAUGUUGGGAACGCAAAUUAUGGAAUGGAUGCGGUUCCUCCACCGACAAGCUAUGCUGGUGGACCUACGUCAUACCCUCCAUCUUAUGGUGGUUAUGGUGAUGGUCAGGCUGGCCCUGCUGGUGGAUAUGUUUCUGGUGGUGCUCGACAUCAGGCAGGGGGUUAUGGUGGUCCUCCCAUUGAUGCCUCUAAAGUCAAGCAGUGUGAUGACAACUGUGGCAACUCAUGUGACAACACAAGAAUAUACAUAUCAAAUUUGCCACCAGAUGUUACUGCAGACGAACUAAGGGAACUUUUUGGUGGCAUUGGACAAGUAAUACUCCAAUCUUCCUUUUGAUACAGUAUAUAAUUCAUGGACAUUAAGUUCAAUAUUGUUGUUUCCAUUUUCUUUAUGUUCAUAAAGCAUAUAUCUACUGCAUUGAGGUCUUUAAAAUAUAAAUUUUCUUCUUAGUUCAUCCUUUUUACUCUUGGGGGAGAUUUGUGGUCUCUGACAAAGGUGAUAAUAAUUUCCAUGAAAUUUA